This is a messenger RNA of Cinara cedri, 545 nucleotides long. Lineage: Eukaryota; Metazoa; Arthropoda; Insecta; Hemiptera; Aphididae. The record is from the annotation of a GenBank genome assembly.
AUGGCUCAGAAAACUGCAGUUAAUAAGAAAUGUGAUCCGAAACCGUUCAGCUACAAGAAAACGCCUCCGCCUAGUCGUCCUCCUCCUCCUCCUCCGUCUAAUACGGGAGGCCCGAAUAAAAUCAGCGAGAUAGUUUCGUGGAAGUUAUUAAAGAAAAACCCGUCUGGUAUGUUGAUAUGGGCCAUUUUCGGCGGCGCAUGUGUUAUGGACGCAUUUUAUUAUAGACACUUUUUGUUGAAAAAAGAAUAUCAGGUGAAAUCUUAGUAAAACUAUUUAAAUUUAUCGCGGAUUUGUAUUCGAUGUAAUAUAAUAUUUUAUAGGUGGACCACAAGAAACGUAUGUGGAACGAACGUACGGAAAUGCUCGAAAAACCGGUCAAAAUGAAAUUGUAUUACCCGUCGAAAAAAUUAUCAGAGCCGGAAGUGUUUCUACCGUUGCUCGACAUUUACAAAAGAAUGGAUAAAGCUGAAGCCGAACGCCUCAAGAGAAUCGAAGAUUGCAUGCGUGCGGCGAAUAAAUUCGGAAAUAAUAAAAAUGAUGAUUAA